Messenger RNA from Phialemonium atrogriseum, 1231 nucleotides. Its product is annotated as putative glutathione s-transferase. The transcript has 2 exons. NCBI's taxonomy places the organism in Eukaryota, Fungi, Ascomycota, Sordariomycetes, Cephalothecales, Cephalothecaceae. The record is from RefSeq and is a predicted model, not a curated record. The coding region runs from base 65 to 1135 and encodes 356 amino acids.
CCCCCUUUCCAGAUCACCAAUCUACAUCUACCUUCAAGCCCCCAAUCGGGCCUUCCCUGAAAAAAUGUUCAGACUCUACGAAGUCGACCCCGACGCCGACGUCUUACUCAUCCUCCCAGCCGCCUCAGCCGCCGCCGCGCCCAAUGGCCGGGAAAGCGGGGCGUCGAACCCCCCACCUCCGGAGCUGCGCAUCAAGGUCUCGUCCAAGCACCUGGGCCUCGCGUCGCGCCACUUCAGGGACCGGCUCAAGUGGGGGGAGUGGUCGACUUCCGAGCCGGACGGCCGCUUCCACGUGCGCCUGGAGGGGUUCGACGCCGGGGCGGUGGCGAUCGUAAUGGAUGUGCUGCACGGUCGGGGCGGGAGGGUGCCGCGGUCGGUGGACUUGGAGACGCUCGCGAAAGUGGCUGUUUUCGUGGAUGAGUUUCAGUGCUUCGAUGCUGUGGAGGUGUAUGCCGAGAGGUGGAUCGGGAAGCUGGAGGGGUCGCUGCCGGGCGCGUUCGGGAGGGACGCCGUGCUGUGGAUGUUUGUUGCUUACGUCUUCCGCCGUUCGGAUCUGUUUAAGGAGGUCACGCGGCUGGCCAUAUUGCACAGCACGGGGCCGAUCAGUGACUUAGGUCUUCCUGUUCGCGAGAAAAUCAUCAGGAUUAUCGACAGCCGGAGACGGGAACUUAUUGCAAGGGCUCUCGCGAUUCUCCGCCGCGUCCUGGAUAAUCUGAGCGAAGGCCAAGUCUCGUGCCCUUACGAGUGCGACUCCUUCCUUCUGGGCGCUCUCACCAAGGCGCUGCAUCGCAACGGCCUGGCCUCCCUCCCACCGUCUAGUUCCUUCCCGGGAGUCAGCUUCGUGUCCGUCGUCGAGGCACUUUGCGACGUCAGAAAGACGGAACAAUCCAUCAACGCGAUCAGGGCCAGUGCGAGUGCGAGGACUAGGAAACGGAAGAGUCCUUGGCCCGGAGACGUGCGUCCGGCGCCACAACCCACUCCGGAGGCUUCGCCUGAGCCCGAGUUGUUUGGUGUUGAGAGUUUGGAGACGCAUGUUUGCGCGGCCAAGGACCUCUUUACGCCCGGACUGGAUGGUCUAGAGGCAGGUGUUGAGGGCCUGGAACUUGAAAGCAGCCUUGGCUACUAUCUGUACUAAGCGGGGGUACGAAACCAUGCUUCUAAUGAAGAGUAGGUCGGGGUCGGUUUUGAGACUAGCUAACCUCUGUAUAUAUUCAUGAAAAUAGUACUAAAG